Peronospora farinosa is the source of this 2331-nucleotide messenger RNA. NCBI's taxonomy places the organism in Eukaryota, Oomycota, Peronosporomycetes, Peronosporales, Peronosporaceae. The record is from the annotation of a GenBank genome assembly.
AUGGAUUGUGAGAGCAGCAUCGAUCAUCUCUUUCGCGACGAUAUUAAACCACGUGACUUGCCAUCGUGUGAGUUGGAGAACUUGGAUGAGAUUCUGAUUCUACUCAAGACAGCGCACCCGACAGUCCGUUCAGCGGUGCUUACGGAUCUCAUGGAUAAGGAUGGAGCAUACAUUGCCAAGCUCUUGGAUCUCUUUGAUGUUAGUGAACUGGAUGCUGACAAGUCCGAGCUGUAUAAACUGUUUGACGUCUUCUAUGCGAUGCUUGAGAUGUGCAAUCGUGGCGUGAUUGAGAUUUUACUAAGUGAUACCAACUUUAUCUCGGUUGUCGGUGUAUUUGGCUAUAAUCCUGGAUUAAUUCGUGAGAUGGAUUUUCGAACAGCGUUGGAAGGAGGUGGAGGGUUCAAUGAGGUAAUCCCCAUCACUGAUCGGAGUGUGGUGGAGCGUGUACACAUGAACUAUCGGAUCCAAGUGAUUAAAGAUAAUGUGCUGUCACGCUCUCUUCCUGAUGGAUGUGUCCUUUUGUUGGAACACAUGAUCAAUGAGAACAGUUUUUAUAUUCUUACCUAUAUUUCCGAGACUGAAGAUUACUGGAAAGCAAUUAAGGACCUUAUUGUUAGUAAAGACAAGAGACUGGAUGGCCUUGGAUUGCUGAAAGCGAUUCUCAACUUGGUACGAGUGACCAAACCUUUGGACAGAUCUCAGCGCCGUGAGCCGUUUGGAGCACCACCUGUGUUUGGCUCCCUCAUUAGCAGUUUCUUUGGUGAUGGCGAGAUUUUUGCGGCGUUUGCUACGGUUUUGGGUUCUCCUGACUCCAACUCGAAGGAGAUCGCGUUAGCAGUGGACAUUUUGAACGCGUUAGUUUUCUAUCAGGGUCCUGACAGAUUACGAGCAUACCUUGCAAGUGAGGGCAAGUGUGUACCUGCACCGAGCUCGGAUAACGAACGUAUCGUGUGGACUUCUGAAUCGUCGCUGUUUACUGCUUUGCUGCUUGUUUUCGAGCGUGAUGAACCAAUGCGAAUCCAGUUGCUCAACUUGCUGAGGGAUAUUUUUUGCGUGCCGUUGGCGCAGGAUGACAAGUUUUUGAGCGUGCUCUACCCUAACUAUAUGCACUGGCUGCUUCAACCGUUGAAGAAACACACCUUUCUGUACGAUGAAUCCGCUAUGUUUGAUCUGCAAGACAGCAUCAUGGAACUACUCACAUUAUGCACGGAAAACCACGGCUAUCGCGUUAAAUAUCUAUUUGGGAGGCAACCAAUUGCGUCGUACGCUGAGAAAAUGCUACGCUCCAAGAACAAGCUUUUCGUUAUUCACGCAGUGAAGUUUGUUCGAGCUUGCAUAGUACGAGCCGAGGCUUUCUUUUCCAGAUUUUUGAUUCAGAAUGAUCUUUUUACACCGAUGCUAGCGAAUCUGGAGAUUGGAAAGACGAAUACGGGGGCUGUUAGUUCAGCAGUCUUGGAAGCACUAUCAUAUAUAGAGAAGACGAACAUGACGUCUUUGGUCGAGCACAUCUACACAAAGUUUUUCGAGACAUAUAAAGCGGAGUGUCCACUAGUGUUUGAGGCCAUCCGUGCACGCCAUAAUGAAAACUCGGGAUCUGUAGCCGAAGCUCUGGAUUCCAUCGAUAACAACAAGGUCCGCUUUGUACGGGCAGGGAGCAUUGUCGAUGAAGAAGAGGAGUUGUACUGGGAGAAAGAUACUGAAACGACUGAACCUGCACCCGAACUCAAAAACGGACUAUCAGAGGAGGUGUCUUGUCAGAACAGCCCGAGAUUAGUAAAAUUGGUGGAUUACGAUGACGACGACGACGAAUCAACGACUCCGAAGGAUGAAAGCAACUCGGCUGAGGCAGCAUCUGCUACGUCUCCACGUGGUGCUGAUAUCGAUGAAAAACGAGAACUUCAGCUCCCAGUACGCAAGAAGAAGGAGGAGGAAGUGACCGCUCAAUCAUUUCUGGGAGGAAAUAGUGUACUCGCUCACAAAAAAGCUCACCAGAAAAUCUCGAAUAAGGCUCGGUCGCCCCAGUUUAAGAACGUGUUCCAGAAGAUAUCAUGGAAGCUCAACACACCUGUCAGCAGUACUGAACAUGGAAGCAAUAUGCUGACAAAGGUUGCGACCGAGAAAAAGGGUUGCAACGACGGCAGCAGUUUUGCACAGCGCGAUGAUAGCAACAAGAAUAGUGUAGGGAGCGAGUAUGUGGCCUGUGAUGAUGGUGUAAACGCUGAGUCAGCAGCUUUGAUCGUUGCGAAGCGGAAGCUAGCACUGGAGGAAGUGACAAACUCAGAGCGUUUGCUCAAAAAGGCAAAAUCAUGUACUCCGAUCAGCUCCAGCUAG